GCUUUGACAGAUCGUGCAGUCUACGGCUUCAGAGAGGUCUUCAGAAAUCAUUUCUCCAUUUUAUUUUACUUUUCCUACAGUCUGCAGCUUCGAAAGAUCGUGAAAAAUCAUCUCGAUUUUAUUGGACUAAAGAUUACUUUUUCUGCAGUGUGGGUUUUUUUUUACAAAUCAUAAAAAAUCAUUUCGAUUUUAUUGGACACCAGAUUACUCUUUCUGCAGUUUGUGUCUUCAAAAGAUCGUGAACAAUCAUCUCCAUUUCAUCGAACUUUGUUUAGUUUUUCUGCAGUCUGUGGUUUCGACAUAUCGUAAAAAAAAAAAUCAUCUCCAUUUAAUUGGACUUCUGUUUACUUGUCUGUAGACUGUGGCUUCGAUAGGUCUUGUUUUAAAACAAGAAGAAAACACCUCUUCAUUUUAUUUCACUAACGGUAUACUGACUCCCAAAAAUGGGCACAAGUUCCUCCAAGAAAAAACGCAAAACUGGAAGUGGUAAGGAGCAUUUCACUGGAGUAAGACACGGAACCCUUGAGAGGGAUAGGAGAGAGCGCAAACGGUCCUUGGGUCAGAAAACAGCUCUCGGGUGGACCAAGUCAGGGCCGGUCUUGGCCACGGGGAAGACGGUGGUGUAUGAACGAAAGGGCAAGGCGAGCACCAGUCAGGCACUGACACCGACGUUGUCCACGUCGCUGAGAUACAGCGACUUCAACCGUAUUGUCAGGAAGGCCAGUCUGGAGAUUGAUGACGUCAAACCGAUGUACAUUCCGUAUGAUACAGAUGAAGUGUUUCAGGACGACCCGGAUGACCUCUGUCAUAUUUGCAGUGUGUAUACAGGCGGCACUCUUUUCACAUGCAGAGUGUGUCUACAUGUGUACCACGAGAGCUGUUUGAGGAAAAUCGGUCAAGAUGGCAACUCAGCACAGUUCAGAUCAAAAGGUCACUGGAGUUGCCACAUCUGUGAUGAUGUUAGUGGUCUUCUAACAGAAGAAGAAAUGGAACGCUUGUGUCAAACAUUUGAAAAAUAUAACAUCAUCAAAGGGAGAAAUCUGCUGCACGAGGAGAUCCUCUCUUUCUGGAAGCAGCAGUUUCUGGACAAAGUGGCGUCUGGGAUGGACCUGGACACAGAGCGCCGCCUGGUGGACGUCAUCUGUAAGAUGGAUGCCGACCACAGAGGACUGGUGGCGUGGAAGAACUUUCUGGAUCACGAGGCGCUGAAAAUACUCAACAAAAGAAACAAAAACUCCCUGCUGCGAUUGUUAAAGGAGUCAGAAAUCAGGGAAAUCCGCAACAAGUUUAAACUGUUCGAUUACAACAAACAGGGCUAUAUAAUGAAAGACAACGCAUUAGCUCUUCUCAGUGCAAGUGAAGCAUUUUAUUGCAUACAAGAAUGUGGUAGUGGCCCAACGUUAUGUACUCUUGGUUCAAACAGUCAGAUCAACUGGCAGCAGUUUUUGAUGAUGCAGGCCAUAUAUUCCAUAGCUGCCAGACUAAACCUGUGGGAAAACAACUACGACGGCGGCGACCACAUCGCGCCAAGACACACCGCCAUUAAUAAUCCACUGCCCAACAGCGGAAACGUCGUGCGUGGUAGUCAGAGCUCAAUGCGUGACACGGAAGUCGUGAUGCGUGAUAAUAGAUACAAAACGCGUAAUAUUGGCGUCCCGUUACAUCAUACAGGUGAUAAAACGCGUGAUAUUGGAGUCCCAUUACGUCAUACUGGUGAUGCGGCAGUCGUAAAGCGUGAUAAUGGAAAUGCAAGGUUCGAGACUGGUGACGCCAAGCGUAAUACUGUUGACGCAACUGGCGCAAAGCCUAAUUCUGGAAACGGGAUGCUAAGAACUAAAGACGCAGUGCGAGACACUACGCAGACCGUACAGACGAGGAAAGUCCAAGUGACCAACAGGAGUGUAUCAGACUCAGGAAAAGCGGCGAAUCUGGAUAGCACCAGGUCUGACGUAACGCUAGUGUCCGCUUGCAAGAACACCCCACACCCGAAUACUCGAUGUUCGUUCCCGAUUAUCUAUAAUAAACCUAAGGUGAGGGGAAAUUCCGAGAAUACGGACACAAGAAAGUUUACAGAGCCUUCGAGUAAACAUCUAGAUUACGCUGCCACAACGAGUGAAAGGGAAAAGGAUAGCCGGAAUACAGACAAAGUAAUAGGCCAGGGCAAUAUGGAUGAAACUCAAACGUCGCGCCCAUCAUGCGUCUUUGCGAAUGACGCGGGCAGUGGAAAAAAAGGUAGCCAGUCACAAGCCUAUAUGCCCCAGAAUAUGACCAACAAACAUGUAAAUAAUGAAAAUGCUGCAGGCAGGACUGUUGUAACAAGUAAAGAUAACGAAAUCACGAAGAAGGAAAGGUCCUCAGGAUUACAGGAAAAAACUAAUAUAAUUAGGGCUGUACUGAACCGUACAUCAAAUGGCAAGGAUACAACACGUGCCUCUCAGAUCCAGCUGUUGAGAUGCACGUCUGUUCAAAGAGCCACGAAGUCGCUGUAUGGUCUACAUGGAACUCCUGGGAGGCGUGGCCAUACAGACUUGAGGAGACCGGUUUCGAUGGCUUAACUUUUCAAAACUGUGAUCGAUAUAAAUUGCGUGCAAGUCUGAAGUAACCGAUUUUAUAGCAUAUCCGGGAGGAAUGAUGUCGAACUCGUUGUCUUAUCGACUUGAUAAAAUGUCGUUUCUGAUUUCCAGUACUGUUUACACAUUUCUGGAAUUUUCGCUAACCUAGUAAAUUGAAUAAAAUAUCAGUUGCGACACAAAAUAGUAUAUGUAUUUACGCAGUAAGAAACAUAUAUACAAACACACAUUUACGCACUGCAAUAUGUAUAUACACUGUCAAUAUACAUAUAUGUUUUUUUUAUGUUAUAUGGGAGUGGAGAUAUAUAAAAAUAUAAAUAUAUGAAAAUAGCAGAUAUUUUGAAUUUCAAGAUGGCUGACAUGAUGGUGGUCAGAACAAAUGCUACCCAUGGAUUUCUGGUUCAGGUAGGUCAUGGGAACAUAUGACCAAAACGUUAUUAACUUGAGCAAAAAGAAAAGAAUGUAACCUUAAAAAAAACUACCUGGACUAAUAUACAAAAACACAUACAAGUUUAUAAUAUACAACUACUAUAUAUGUACAAUAAUACACAAAAACCAACAAUACAAGGUUCACCGUUUCGGUUUCGUUGUCUAUGAAUGUGUUCAUACGUGUACAUAGUGUACUAUAAUGAGCAACGUGCCCAUCACAGUAUAGGCUGUUUUACUGGCAUAUUUUUAAAAUUGUGUUCUAUGAUGCGCAAUAAACUACAAAUUACCUCGUUA
Molecule: messenger RNA, 3293 nt
Organism: Gigantopelta aegis
Lineage: Eukaryota; Metazoa; Mollusca; Gastropoda; Neomphalida; Peltospiridae
Exons: 7
Coding region: 444-2555 (703 amino acids)
Source: RefSeq, a predicted model, not a curated record